GUGGAGCGGUCCUAUGGGAAUCCAGUAUUUAAGGAGAAAGAAGCAGACCGCAGAGAUGACUUUGCUGAAUCAAGUAAUGUGUUUAGAGGUAUGAUGGAUCAUCUGGAUAUAGCAUUCAAAGAAAAGAACCAGGCUAUGCGGAGGUUUGUUGAGAGUCAAGCAGAAUUUUCCAGAUGCCAGGAAAAGACAAUUAGACAAUGUAUAGAAGAAAUGAGAUGGGUCUUUGAAAAAGGCACUAGGGUGAUGCGAGAAACUGGGGACGAAAGUCGCAGACCACUACAGGCUGUUUCAGAACAAGUGGUUGAGCAAGUGCGACAGCCCAGACCUGAGAUCCCUCCUCCAAUCAUUGAGAUGCCCAGACAGAUUCAGGAAGCCCCAAUCCCAACACUCGGGGGGCAAGGGAAUCAGCCUCAUCCUAAUAUUCAACAGCAGCAUUUUGUCAUUGGUGAAGGGCAAAGACAACACCAAUUGAUGGAGGCUGUUACUCCUGUUGCAGACCAUGGCCAUCAACCUCAGCAUAAGUAUAUUCUGCCAGCUAGGAAGGGAAAUGUGGGUCCUCAUCAUCAACCUUGUCCAAUGGACUUUUUCCAGCCACAAAUUCCUCCAGCCCAGCCAGUACGGCGUGGUCUGCAAAAUCAACCAGUUCAAUUCUUCAAUAGAGACCAUGGGCCAGCCUUGAGGCCAUUGAAAAAGAUUGAUAAGGACACAUUGAGAUUUCCAGACAAAGCGAAGGAGACCAUGGGAGUGGAUGCAGAUCCUUUUCCAACUGUGUCUGUGGGCGUGAAUGUUGCAGACCUCAGGAGUGUUGCCAGAAAUUGCAGUCUGCCUUAUGCUCAAAGGAACCUUGCUGCAGAAGACUUAAGGUGGGUUCUUGAGGCGCAGAGAUCCAGACAGAGCAGGAGCGUCAGGUCAGACCAACAGAGGCUCGGGGGGCAAGAAAGGAUCACUGUGACUAGGAACUUCAAUCCAGAAGGUGCCAGACGUUAUUCAACUGGUACUAGAUCUACAAGGAUGGUCAAACCGCCACUCAGGUCACCUUCCAGACGAUGGGAGAAAAUCAGUCAUCCCAAGUUUCCAGCCCAGAACCCCAGAACCUUGAGGCGCAGACUGCAGCGCAAGAGGGCUGAAGAGCGAAAAAGACACCAGAAGCAGGUAGAGGCUGAGGGAAGUUCAUCUCGCAGACGACGCCAACCUACCAAAAGGAAUAUGGUCUGGGUGAGAAAAGAGAAAAAGGAGGCUGUAACUCAGACUCUACAGAAGCAGGAUGACCAAUCUCCAGCCUCUCCAAAG
Molecule: messenger RNA, 1290 nt
Organism: Rubroshorea leprosula
Lineage: Eukaryota; Viridiplantae; Streptophyta; Magnoliopsida; Malvales; Dipterocarpaceae
Source: the annotation of a GenBank genome assembly